This is a messenger RNA of Periconia digitata, 417 nucleotides long. NCBI's taxonomy places the organism in Eukaryota, Fungi, Ascomycota, Dothideomycetes, Pleosporales, Periconiaceae. The record is from the annotation of a GenBank genome assembly.
CCCUUCGACUCUGACAUUCUCAAUCCUACAACUUUACCCAGAUUCAUCACCACAAUCACCACGACGAGACCGAUGUCACGCGAGAUGGCUUUGCAAGCAUACAGGCAUCUCCUGCGGUCGACACGCAUCGCAUUUGAAGGGGACAUGCCAACGCUCUUCGCGGCGCGAACCAAAGUACGCUCGUCUUUCGAGGAGAACCGCGGCCUCGCCAACGGGAGCCAGGAGAGGGCAGAGCAAAUUGCACACGCUGAGGAGGUGGCAAAAUUCCUGAAGGAAAACGUUGUGCAGGGACACGCAACAGAGGCCGACGGCAAUUACAAGCUUCGGAUACAUGAACAUACCGAGCGUGGAAAUAAUGAGGAUAUCAAAAAGAGCAAAGGGAAAACACUAGGAGGGACCAAAUGCUGCUCGUCCUGA